Molecule: messenger RNA, 1154 nt
Organism: Rhizophagus irregularis DAOM 181602=DAOM 197198
Lineage: Eukaryota; Fungi; Glomeromycota; Glomeromycetes; Glomerales; Glomeraceae
Source: RefSeq, a predicted model, not a curated record
AUUAGUCACGAUGUAUUCAGAAAAGUAUAUACUGUAUAUAUACCCUCUAGUUUUCUCAAACCUCUUUUUCUAGUUCUCUUUCUCUAAAAUAUUUUAUCAUAUUUUAUUAUUGUUCAUCAUUUAUUUUUUGCUUAACAUAGACCUCAUUCUGUUGAUAAAAUUCUAUUUUUCACUUGCUAUUGUACGCCUUUAUACUAUCAUUACUAUUCAGAAACUCCAAAGUUAAAUAACCUUGCGUUAAAAGAAUAAGAAUAUUUUUUUUAGCACCAACGCGUUCCCUAUAAAUUACUAUUUAAAUCAUGGCCGAAGUCAUUAACGCUAAUUUUCAUAACUCUUUGGAAAACUUAAAGUCAAAAAAUAAAAAACAUAUAGAAGAAUUAGAUAUGAAGUGCAGAAUUGAAGAAAAAAUUCAUAAAGUCCUUUUGGCAGACCUUAAUAACCAAGAUUGGACACGAUGUAGAAGUAGCUUUGAAGAGCUAAGUAAUAACUCUAAAGAAAUUCACCAAAUGAUGAGAACUCAGAACAAAAUUGCCGAAGAUACUUUCUCUCUCACCGAAAAGUUCGAAGAGAAAGUACAAAUUUUACAAGGGAGAGUAGCAUCAUUGGAAAAUUCAUCGGAAGACUCAUCCAAAACUAACCGAAUUUUAGUUUAUGGUGAUUGGGUCGUAAUACUUAUUGAUCAAAUAAUAGUACCACAAUUUAUGGGUGGUCAGAAUGAUUGGGAUAAAAUAGUCAAUAUUUUCACGAAAAGUAUAUGUCAAAAUACUGAUUAUUAUUUACUUGAGAAUGAAGAAGAGGAUAAACUCUUCGAACGGUUAGAUGAAAUCUUAAAAAAAGUUAAAAUGACACUUGGAGAGUUUGAAUAUUUGAUUAGAUUGAAUAAGAAGCGUAAUCUUCAAUUUCAUAAAAAUGAUCAAUCUCUUGAUGAAGCAAAAAGACAACUUGAAAUGACGUUUCCUAAGGAUCUUGAAUGCUACAAGGAACCAUUAAAGAAAGCUCUUUGUGCUAUCGAAGUUAAGUGGAAAAAUAAUCGAAAUGGAAAUGGAAAUAGAAGAUUUAAAAGGAAUCAAUAACUAUGACUUCUAAUUUUAUUUUGUACAUAUAUUUUAUAAUUUACUAAACUAAUUAUUAUGUUAAAUAAAACUAAGUCCAAA